AUGAGAACUAGCUUCUUAAAUUUUUUACUACUAAGUUGCUUAUUUGGAAAUUUAUUACAAUCUUUUGAAGCUCAACCUGUCCCAACUCCAUCUCCUAAUUCGCAUUUUCCGGCCCCUACUCCGAAUCCAAUUUUGCCUCCAACUUCGCCCACGCCAGCGCCUGUUCUGAUUCCUAAACCGCCUAUUACAUCGCCCCUAGAAAAGCCCGUUCAGAGUCCUACUUAUCCUUUACCUCCUCCUUCAAAAAAUGCACCAGAACCGGAACCUCCUGCGGCCGGUCGAGGAGGUCCAUCUGGUCUUAGCGGCGGUCAAAAGGCUGGGAUUGUCAUUGGAACACUUCUAGGAGCAGCGUUGUUAGGUUUGUUUGGUUUGGUUUGCUGGAAGCGUCAAAGUAAUGUAAGAAGAAACCGUUAUAGUAAUGCUUCGAGAAACAUUGAGCUUUGA
This is a messenger RNA of Vicia villosa (hairy vetch), 444 nucleotides long. RefSeq names its product alpha carbonic anhydrase 8-like. The transcript has a single exon. The record is from RefSeq and is a predicted model, not a curated record. The coding region runs from base 1 to 444 and encodes 147 amino acids. Lineage: Eukaryota; Viridiplantae; Streptophyta; Magnoliopsida; Fabales; Fabaceae.